Molecule: messenger RNA, 2474 nt
Organism: Branchiostoma belcheri (Belcher's lancelet)
Lineage: Eukaryota; Metazoa; Chordata; Leptocardii; Amphioxiformes; Branchiostomatidae
Exons: 1
Coding region: 692-1582 (296 amino acids)
Source: RefSeq, a predicted model, not a curated record
AUUUCCAACAGACAUAACAUUAACUUAGCAGGAAGUUUUUGCGAUGAAAAGAAAAAAAAAGUAUCUGAUCUGUUUUCCUUGUCAUUAAUAUCCGAGGCCCAAGUUGGUCUUAGUGAAACAUGCGCACGUUUUCCGUGGACGAUCCCAGUUUCCACAGUGCAGACUGCUUCAGAAAAGUUUGGCUGGAGCCCAGCAAACAUUAUCGCUGUGUCCUCGUUCUCGGCGUCUCCUAUAACGUUCUUACCAUUCUAUCGGUUCGUUCUUCUAACGGUGGAAAUCAUUACACCCCUCUCUCACAAAGCGAGUGUAAUUUCAGUCCUUCACAAGUUGCGGGCUAUGAAUGAACAUAAAAGAGCGGCGCUGUUUACACUGGCAUCGUUGCAAGACCGACGUGAGUGAGCUGCUAGUCAAUUCGUCGCGCGGUACUUGGUAACUUAUCCCCUUUCACCCCAGUGAUUCAAAGAUUACAGUAAACGUAUACAAACGGCCCUCUUCACGCGGUCUCACUUGCUAUCGUGAGCUUCUGUAAAUAUUUAGAUUCGAGUCGAUCGGGAGAUGGGGAAAAAUGGGCCCGGGCAACCCGAGAAGGACAAGGUGGGUUGACUUUCUCCGGAUAAACGCAACCAUGGCGACCGACCCCACCCCUUUGUUUGGGACCGUCGUUGUGGUGAGAGUUUAGUGUGAACUUUUAAUGGCCGAGAUUACGGCAGUGAUGAUCAUGGAUAGACAGCAGUAUCAGGUCAAGCGGAGCCGUUCGGAACCGAUAUCACUGCAGGGAUUCUUACGGCCCGGCUCGCAGCCCAUCCUCACGGCCAGGACGGCGACAGGACGCGACAGUGCCGUGUCUUACACCAGCAUCGUGCCCGACGUCAACGUCCUGGGGACUGUCACGGAGGUGCCACAGAACAGAACUCCCUUCCGAUCGAGAAGGGCUCACACUUUUGAGAGAGUUCGAGAGUCUGGCAGCCUUCCACAUGUGAUGGGGGAACAUCGACAGAGUCCGAUUCUUACCAUGGGACCUCAGCUGCCGACAAUAAAAAUCUACCCUGCGCCUACGGUACAGAGACACGUACAGAGGCUGAGCACACAGCCUUCUGAAGACAGUGGGAAGAGUCCACUCAGUGGGUCGAAAGACGUCCCCCAUCUUGCCGUCAUCACUCAAAAACGAGUAGACACCCCUCCGUCACAGCCUAAAAACCGUUUGGCGGCGUGGAUGUCGGCUGGGAUUGACGACCCGAACACGAGAAACCGCGACAGGACGAACAGCCUCGUGCCAGACUCGGACGUUAGGAUCGAGGAAAUCAAGAGGCCUCCGAUCGACGCACACAAACGUAACGGGGAGAUACUACGGACAGGGACGGCCAGGAUAGCGGCCCCAGUGUCCACUUACGUGCCCUUGAGAGAGGUCUACCUGAAGCAGAGGUCGAAAUCGGGUAACCGUGAGUCCAAAGAAAAGACGCAGAGAAUUAUGAAGUGGUUGCAGGAAUUGGGUGACUUCACCCAAAUGGAAGAGCCGCCGAUUGAUAACAGCAGUGACACAGAGACCAAGACAAGUGACAAGUCCCUGCCGGACGUCACGUGACAACUAAGGACGCUGCUGAUCUACAAGCAGCAGAGAAAAUUCAGCGCGCGGUCCAAGACCACGGAGUCUGAUGUGGUCAUCCCGAGGGACGAUAGCAACGAACAAGCGUCCUUCAGAUGACUUUCACAGACGUUACUUAGCACAAAUGUUCUGUGUUUCAACCGGUUUCAACGCUCUCCAUCACCUUGAGGUGGAAACUAGUACGACUAGACCAGAUGGCAGAGAACGACCUACACAAGGAUGGUGUAAGAAGGAGAUAUAAGUCUGGUGAAGUCGGAGAAAAUGGUGCAAAAGUAGCAACAACAUUGGAUGAUUGGGUUCGUGGAGGUGGUUACUGUGUACUUUACCCUCCGCCAUGUUGUAACAGUGAGACAACGGCAGCAAAACAACAAAGGGGCGGGUAACAGGUGUCCGGGUAUCGGGUGCCCAGUCCCGUUGUUCUGCGGGAGAAAAGUUGAAAGGGCUGGACCAACACAAACGUUACGGGGUCGUGCAACUUACAGCAAAUGGCGCAGCUAGAAUAUUGAACACUUCUUUGUUUCUUUACGUGUUUGCACUGACCAUGACAAAACGUUUAUUUUUAAACUGUGGAUGAAACAUGUUCUAUACGUUCGGUAUAUUUAAACAUGCGUUGCAUACCUAAGAGUAUCGAAUAUGUUGAUGCGACUACAACAAUUCUGUUGCAAACCAAUGUUUUAGAACAUCCGAUGUUUUAAAGCACAGUCUGCUGAAGUUCAAUGUCUAUGACGUCAACGCACACGUGAUUACACAUGGCUGCUAGUGUUAUAUGACGUCAAUGUUAUAUGUGUACUACUCAUGACACUCUCGUCAAGCAUAUCAGAACAAAUUAAAUCAUAUGACUUAUCUAGAUACCGUCUAUUCUUUUGCUGCA